AGCGUCCGUCAGUCCUCGUCUCUGAAAUUGGGGUUUUACAGAGGUUUUAGGGUUUCGAAACGAAACACACAGACUAACAGAGAACAAAAAUGUCAGCUUCGAUCGCCGGAAGAUCGACAAUUCUGCGCGCGUUUUGCCGAGCAGCAACAUCAACAACAAGAACAAGAAUUUCAGCAGCGCCAUGCCCUUCGAUUCCGUCCAAUUUCAUGGCUCGUCGCUCCUCUUCCUCAAGGCUGUUGCGCCGAGAAUUGAGCUCUCUUCAACCUCUCCACAAUGCCAUUGCGUCCGCUUGCCUUAUCUCCAAGCUUCCGGCCCUGGCCACCUCCUCCGAAGGCAGAUUUGUGAACUAUAUCAGUCCUAUCUAGGAGCGUGUGCAUGCUGAAAUCAAGAGUUCUUGUACUAUUCUUGAAUUUGCUGAUAAGUUUCUUUCGAAAGUCGAAACGAAAUGCUUGUCUUUCGAGGUGAACUGCUGAACAUGCUUGUUUUGAAUUAAAUAGCAAAUCUUUUGCAUCUCCUGAAAUUCUUCUAGUUUGUUACAUGGGAGUUCAAUUUAACAUUCACUAGUUAGAUGAUGUACUUGUAUUGUUUUGAAGUAAUGUCAUGUUAAAUUUGUAUCAAAGUAAUCAAUAAAAUAUGAGAUGAGGUGAUGGUUUA
Messenger RNA from Pyrus x bretschneideri (Chinese white pear), 654 nucleotides. RefSeq lists its product as uncharacterized. The transcript is spliced from 3 exons. The coding region runs from base 90 to 365 and encodes 91 amino acids. The record is from RefSeq and is a predicted model, not a curated record. NCBI's taxonomy places the organism in Eukaryota, Viridiplantae, Streptophyta, Magnoliopsida, Rosales, Rosaceae.